Microdochium trichocladiopsis is the source of this 1029-nucleotide messenger RNA. RefSeq names its product homoserine acetyltransferase family protein. The transcript is spliced from 2 exons. Gene Ontology annotation, biological process: biosynthetic process. Gene Ontology annotation, molecular function: acyltransferase activity, transferring groups other than amino-acyl groups. Bases 1 to 1029 code for a protein of 342 amino acids. The record is from RefSeq and is a predicted model, not a curated record. Lineage: Eukaryota; Fungi; Ascomycota; Sordariomycetes; Xylariales; Microdochiaceae.
AUGGCUCCGCAAGUCCACUACUACGACAUCCCCGACUUCCGCUUCCAGGACGGCACGGUCCUGCCGGUCGCCCGGAUCGCGUAUCUCGACAUCAACCCGUCCGCGUCCAAGCUCGCCCUGAUCCCGACCUGCUUCAAGGGCACCCUCCACUCGACACUCAACUUCUGCACCAGCGCCCUGCGCGACCACCGCAUCAUCGUCGCCGCGCAGUUCGGCAACGGCGAGUCAUCGAGCCCGUCAAACACGAGCUCCUCGUUCCCAGCCAGGCUCGACUACCGCGACAGCGUGGCCGCCCAGCACGCCCUCCUCACGCAGCAUCUCGGCAUCACGACGACGACGCCCAUCGAUGUAGUGGUGGGCUUCUCCAUGGCUGGGCAGUGCGCGUACUACUGGGCCGCGACGCACCCGACCCUGGUCAAGCGCGCCGUCAUCAUCUGCUCCUCGGCCCGCACGAGCGGACACAACCGGCAGUUCCUCGAAGGCCCCGCCGCGGCGCUCGAGAACGCCAUCGACUACGCGGGAAAACAGGUCGCGCCGGGCCAGGCGCGGGCGCUCGAGUCUCCCCGCGGUGUGCGCGCCUUCGCCAAGGCGUACUCGGCGUGGUUGACCAGCGCGGAGUGGUACGACCAGGAGAAGUGGCGCGAGCUGGGGUACAACUCGCUCGCCGAGUACGACGAGGACGCCACGGGGGCCCGGUACAGGGGCAGCUUCCCGGACGACCUGCUGGCGAUGCUGCGGGCGUGGCAGGCGGGCGAUGUGGGCGUGUGCUUUGGCGGGGGGGAGGGUGGUGAUGUCGGGCUGCCGCUCGAGGAUGCCCUGGGGCAGAUCGAGACGCCGGUGUUGCUCAUGCCGUGUCCGACGGACCAGUAUUUCCGCUGGGAGGCGAGCGAGCGGGAGGCCGCGAUGCUCAGGAACGGGCGGCUCGAGGUGAUCCCGUCGGUCUGGGGCCACCUCGCAGGCGCCGGCGUGGAUCCGAAAGCUGCGGCCUGGAUGGACGACAAGAUUGCAGAGUUCCUCGGCGAGAGCUAG